Sphaeroforma arctica JP610 is the source of this 1323-nucleotide messenger RNA. RefSeq lists its product as hypothetical. The record is from RefSeq and is a predicted model, not a curated record. The transcript is spliced from 3 exons. Gene Ontology annotation, cellular component: membrane. NCBI's taxonomy places the organism in Eukaryota, Ichthyosporea, Ichthyophonida. Bases 43 to 945 code for a protein of 300 amino acids. Gene Ontology annotation, molecular function: lipase activity.
CACACUUCACGUACAUACUCACAUAUACAUACUAUAUACACAAUGGUUUGGCCGUUCGCGUCCGAUAACGUCGUAGACCCCAAGUACGAGAACACGACCGAAUACUUCAAGAACGCCGAGGGUCUGUAUCUCUACUACCAAGUGCACCAAGCUGUCGAAGUUGCCAAGGCUAAUGUGUUACUGAUCCACGGAUUAGGUGAACAUUGUGGUGCACCUCAGUGGCAGAAAAGGCUUAUUCCUACGCUUACUAAGGCUGGGUUUAGAUGUGCCUUGUAUGAUCAACAGGGACAUGGGCGAUCUCAGGGUCACUCGACCGCCUACACACACGAUAUCCAGAACUUGGUGAACGACGCCAAGCAGUUUACGGAGAUGAUUAUCGCCAAAGAAAGUGCCGGGUCGAAGAUUCCUACUGUAAUUCUGGGUCACAGUAUGGGUGGAUUAAUCACCUUUGAGGUUGUACGUGAGAACCCUGACCUGUACGAUAUGGCCAUUAUCAACGGAGGAGCGUUCUUCAUUGACCCGAAGGUGUUGACGCCGACUUUGAAUGUCUUGUCGACAGUUUUGUCGAAAGUUGCCCCAAAGAUGGCCUUGCCUGAUGCGAUUGACCUAGCAAAGUUAAGUCGUAAUCCUAACGUAGAGGAGUACGCCAAAAACGACACACUCAGAUACAACGGAGGCCUUCGUUCAAGAACUGCCAGGAGCAUCCUUGACAGAAUCGGCGUUGUCACCAAAAAGAUGGCCAGUUUCAAGACACCUGUUUACUUCUCUCAUGGCGAGAAAGACCUCAUCUGCAGUCCCCAGGGAACUAAAGCCGUAUACGAAGGCUGCGGUAGUGAAGACAAGACACUGAAGAUCUGGGACGAGAUGUUACACGAGGUCUUCGAGGACCCUGAUUCUGACCUGGUGCUGGAAUCAAUUGUUGAGUUCAUUAACAAGCGCAUCUAAUUUUUUAAACAUGUCCACAUUGUUAUGAAGUAUGGUAUUGAUGCUAUUAUAAAAUGGCAGUGGAUGCGGCUAAUAAAUUGGAUAUACGUCGUUCUAGAAAUUUAUCCUGCUGUUUGAUAUGCUGCAGUAUGCGCUUGCACUGUGUAUUUACAACAGAAACACGUUGAAAAGGUGGCGUUUUCCACCGAGGAACUUUUAAGGCCAUCGGCCGAUAACGAAACACGUAUGUUGUAUGCAUGAGUAUAUAUCUAUAUCUAUAUCUAUUUAAUUAUGUUCAUAUAUAUAUAUGUGUGUGUGUGUAUGUACGUAUAUAUAUAUAUACGUUUAAUUUACAAGUGGCCAUCUCUAACAACAUAGUGCUUUAUCUAGGAAUAUCUC